AUGUUCUGGUCAACGCGCCACGACUAUCAGCCAGUCGCGACCAACACCGAGGAUGGCACCGCUUCGUCCGCAUCCUACGGCGGAGAAUCCGGAAGCCCGUCGCGAGCCUCACCGGGGACUGUGUCGCCAUCAGCGUCAUCGCCGCCGCCCAAGGCGCAGCAGUGGGUGGUGGUGCUCAUCGCCGUGAUUGGCGGGCUUGCACUGGCGAUGACAUUAGCGGCUGACGUCAUGCGGGUGAAGCAGUCAUCCACUCACAUGCUCGACGCGCAGAACGCCCUGCACUGCAUCUACCCCAGCAGCCCCUCGGGGGGCUACGCUGCAGCAGCGGCGCUGCUGCUGGUGGUGGCUCAGGGCUUCGCACUCCGGCACGGGGGCACCCACUGGUGCCAGGCCUCCCGCCUCGACACACGGCGCAAUCGCAACCUCUUGCUCGUGGUUCUCCUCACCAACCUGUGA
Closterium sp. NIES-65 is the source of this 456-nucleotide messenger RNA. NCBI's taxonomy places the organism in Eukaryota, Viridiplantae, Streptophyta, Zygnematophyceae, Desmidiales, Closteriaceae. The record is from the annotation of a GenBank genome assembly.